Messenger RNA from Ceratitis capitata (Mediterranean fruit fly), 2723 nucleotides. RefSeq names its product BCL2/adenovirus E1B 19 kDa protein-interacting protein 3 (gene BNIP3). Gene Ontology annotation, cellular component: mitochondrial envelope; mitochondrial outer membrane; nucleus. Lineage: Eukaryota; Metazoa; Arthropoda; Insecta; Diptera; Tephritidae. The transcript has 6 exons. Gene Ontology annotation, biological process: positive regulation of apoptotic process; mitochondrial outer membrane permeabilization. Bases 553 to 1143 code for a protein of 196 amino acids. The record is from RefSeq and is a predicted model, not a curated record.
GGUUGCAUUUGUGAAAAAUCUUUAUUUAUCGAAAAUAAAUCGUUCGCAUUGAGCGCAUUUCUUUAAAACGCAUUAAGGAUUUUAUAGGCAAUUUACUAAACAAAGGAGUAAACUUGCAGUAAAUAUUUAUAUUGCUCAAAAGAGCAACGAUUUGUGAAAUUAUUGCUGCUCGUAACAAAUAACUGGAGCAAAGGAAGAGUUAGGGACUGUUAAAAAUUAACUUCCAUUUUGUAAAAGUAAUUGACUUGGUCGUGAUACAUAUACACUCCCUCUUUAUAAUAAUUGUAAUAUUUUCUUAAUAAACAGAAGUGCUACUGAAUAUACAUUCUAUAGUAUUCUUCAUCUGCUUUGACUACAUAAGUAGUUGUAGGAAAGAAAGAAAUAUCUGCACGGAGAAUACUAGCUCCAAAAUAUUCACCAACAACUUUACAACAAAUAACGUCAAUUUACUACGCACACAUCCGGCCGUCCGUCUAUUGGUGAUAUUAAAACCAAUCGAAGAAAAAAAUUUAAAUCAGCCACAAAAAAUAAACACAUUCAAAAACCUACAAGAUGACCUCGACACCACCAACAAUGGGCGAAGAUUUGCUCGGCGAAUCUUGGAUUGAGCUAAGUAGCGCAGCUACAAUGGCCGGUGUUAAGAGCCCUGACAGAAUCACACCAUUACCCUUCAACAGUGGCGAAGAGUAUAUACGCUUGCUGCGUGAAGCGCAACGCGAAUCAAAUCAAUCCAGUCGCGUUGUCUCAUUGGCCAGUUCGCGACGUGAUACACCCAGGGAUAGCCCAAAAUCACCACCUAACAGUCCAAAUACCGAACUCACACCUGAUGAAGAUCUCAAAAAUGUUUACAUAAAUUAUUGGAAUAAGGAGGCCGAUAGUCACAAAGAAACCGAUUGGCUAGAUGAAUGGAAUAGCCGACCGGACCAACAACCACCAAAAGAUUGGAAAUUUGAACACCCACAGAAGAAGAAGAGCUCUGGCUACUCUAUACGUUUGGCCCGUGUUGGCAAGAACUCGCUCUUCUCCAGAGAAAUACUAUACUCGCUCAUUAUAUCCAACGUGCUAUCUUUGCUAUUGGGCGCCGGACUGGGUUUAUGGCUCAGCAAACGUGGCAUCCUCUUGACCCGAGUUGUCAUUGACUGAACCGAAUGUUAAAGAAAAGUGAUUUAUAUACAUAUUAUACUAAUAUUAUUAUUUUAAUCGAUGCAGUAUGCAAAACAAAAACAAAAGAAGCGAAAAUAAAAUUAAACAAAAAUAUACAUACAUAUUUUUAUAAAUAUGAAAUGCAAAAAUGUAAAACAAGGUAAAAACAGAAUGCAAUUAAAUUUGAAAGAAAAAAAAUGAAGAAACCCGUCAGAGUACCAUAAAACAAUAAACCUUAUCAGUCCUGGUGUUAUAUAAAGCCAAGUUUAAAAAAUAAAAGUAAAUUUGCAACAGGACAAUGUGGAAGAUAAUCAAUUCAUCUUUCAAACAGGCUUGACUUCAUAAAUAUGUAUUCCAUAAAAAAAUGCAUAUGUACAUUUAUACACUUAUUCAAACAUGCAAUACAAAGAUAUUUGUGCAGACACACAUACCAUCUAAGCAUAUUUGAGUAUUGGGUGUGCGUAUUUAUGAUAAUCAGCCAGCCAAUAUAAAAGCGAAUUACAUUUGAAUUAAGCAGUUUUUAUUGAAAAUAAAGAAAGAAAAAAUGUUUGCGUUCAUAAAAUCUACAUAUGUAUGUAUGCGAAAAAGGUAUAUUGUCAUAAAUGCGUACAUACAUAUAUGCACAUUCAUUUGGCAAACAAACAAACUUAACUUUAUGAAACGUACGACACAAGCGUUGGCUCAGGUCUUUUAUUAUUAUAUUCUCCCGGAAAAAAAGUUAAAAACUUAAAUGCGAUUAAAUAUUCUUACGAAAAUGCUUUAUACAUAUAUCUUUUUUACCAAUUUUUUUUAAUAAAAAAUAUCUUAACUAUUUUAAUAUAUAAAUACAUAUGUAUUUUAAUAUAUUUAUGAAGAUAUUGAAAACUGAAUGUAAGAAUGGAAUGGCUUUAGCUAUUUAGAUUUAAUGUAUUUUGGUAGUAAAAAUGAUAAACAAAAAAGUUUGUAUUCAUAUAAUCAUUUCUUGUCAUAUAACAAAAUCGGUUAUACCAUUUUUAGCCAGCUCUUGGUAGGAAAAGCGAUGAAAAUGUUUUGUCAACAGACUAAAGAAAAUCCUUAAACAUUUGUUGUUCUUUUACCUUAAGGUGUUUAAUUUUCAUAAACUUUCUAAUAACUAAUUUGUAUUGAACUUUUAUGUAUUUUAACUUUUCAUAACUACGAUUGUAGUAAAUUUGGUACUCGUCUUCAUCGAGCUUACCAGUACCACCAGAACGCGUUUGUUUUUUCUAGCUUUUAGUCUAAUUAAUAUGUGAGGUUAUAACCUCAACGACAUUUGCAUACAUAUACCUAUAUCAUUACAUUAUUAUAUAUUUAUCCAAUAAACAAGGAAUACUUGCAUAAUUUUAAUUUUAAAACUUUUGAAAAUAUUACCAUUGAAUUUAAUAAUAAUCAAACAUACAUACGAAUUCGAAAAUAGCGUACAGUUACGCAUAUGUAUUUCCCUUUCCCUAUAUACAAUACCUACAUAUAACUAUAUAAAUAAUAUAUUAUAUUUACCUAACUAUGUAUAUGCAUAAUUAUAUUAUUAUUAAAUAUAUCAUAGACCUUUUUGAUAAAGUAAAGAAACGAUAAAUGGAAAAAAA